This is a messenger RNA of Lytechinus variegatus (green sea urchin), 1218 nucleotides long. RefSeq lists its product as uncharacterized. The record is from RefSeq and is a predicted model, not a curated record. Bases 1 to 1218 code for a protein of 405 amino acids. NCBI's taxonomy places the organism in Eukaryota, Metazoa, Echinodermata, Echinoidea, Temnopleuroida, Toxopneustidae. Gene Ontology annotation, biological process: DNA integration. The transcript has a single exon. Gene Ontology annotation, molecular function: nucleic acid binding.
AUGAUGUAUGGUGCAAAACAUCCUAUCAUCCUACCAAAGCGAAGCCAUCUAUCCAACCUCGUUGCCUUGCACUAUCAUCAAAGAACUGCACAUCAAGGAAGAAAUCUGACCAUCAAUGCCAUUCGUUCCAGUGGAUAUUGGAUCAUUGGUUGCAGGAGUAUUGUCUCAUCUCUAAUCAGCAAGUGUGUAAUCUGUAUCAAAUCCCGAGGCAAGCCAAGAGGACAAAAGAUGGCCGAUCUACCUCAGGAUAGAGUAGAGCCUUCUCCUCCUUUCACCUACUGUGGACUUGACUGUUUUGGUCCCUUUACUAUCAAGGAAGGAAGAAAGGAGAUAAAGCGAUAUGGGCUCAUUCUUACCUGUAUGGCUAUGAGGGCCGUACAUAUCGAAAUGCUAGACGAUCUGUCCACCGAUGCAUUUCUCAAUGGACUAAGAUGUUUCAUUGCUAUCCGGGGAAAUGUUCGCCUCAUUCGUUGUGAUCAAGGAUCUAACUUCAUUGGAGCCAAGCAUGAAUUGAAAAAAGGCCUCCGUGAAUUAGAUGGAGAUCGCGUUGCCACUCAAUUACUGAAACUUGACUGCGAAUUCAAGAUGAACCCUCCUUCUUCAAGUCACAUGGGAGGAAUCUGGGAACGACAAAUCAGGAAUGUCAGAAAUGUUCUCGAUGGAAUAUUAGAACAGUCAGGAACUCAACUAAAUACAUCCUCUCUUCGAACGUUCCUGUACGAAGCUAUGGCUAUCAUCAAUAGCAGGCCAUUGACAGUUGAAGAUCUGGAAUGUGCGGAUGGUCCACUCCCCUUGACUCCGAAUCAUGUCUUGACCAUGAAGUCAGGUAUUGUGAUGCCCCCACCAGGAAAAUUUGAGAGAGAAGACCUCUAUCUCUCAAAAAGAUGGAGACGUGUGCAAUACUUAACAAAUCUCUUUUGGAUUCGUUGGAAGAAAGAGUAUCUUCACACCCUCCAAACCAGGAAGACCUGGCCAAAACAACAGCGAAACUUCGAGGUAAAUGACAUAGUCAUGCUACAAGACGAUGGUCUUUGUAGAACACACUGGAGUAUAGCCAAGGUUGUUCAGACUUUCGUAAGCGAUGAUGGCUUUGUUCGUCGAGUUAAACUUCUCAAGGCAACUCCGGACUUAGACAAGAAUGGAAAACCUCUCCAAAAGAGAACUGUGCUUGAAAGACCUGUCCACAAGCUGAUCUCCUUAGUCCCUAACUCCGACUAA